AUGUCUGGACUUCUAAUGAAAUUAUUGAUUACCUGGAUGAAGAAACAUGGUUUGACUGUUCACUCGAAAUCCAUCGGGAAUUUUAUCAAGGCCGUACGAAAGAUUAAUGAAGAAUUCUUGCAUUAUGUAAGUGGAGAUGUAGAUGAUGCAAUAACUGCUAUGUGUAAAAACAGAAUAAGUGAAUAUGAAAAUGGAAACAUAGAGAUGGAACCGAAGGAUAUACCUAUAUGUGAAUUUAUACUGAGGGCCCUAUAUUUUAAACAUGGGCUUUCUCACGAAGUGGGGAAUUCAAAUAUAAAGAGUAUUCUGAACACAAAUGUUGAGGUAGACCUAUGUAUAAAGUGCACAUUAGCAAAUGUAUAUUUGGGAAACUUAUUUCAUAAGAACUGUUUGGACACGCCCGGGGAGAAAUGGGCCUUUGUGGCCGCAGCGAACCUAUUGAAUGCAUUGGGAAGGGGACAGGGGAAUAUACAAUGUGAUGAAGUAGAUAUACAGACGACGGCAGUUACCGGUGAAAAUAUAAGACAAAGAAUGAAAAUAUGGAUGGGGAUGAAUGAAUCCAUAAUGCGCAAGGAGGGUUUACUGAGUUCACAGAGAACUUGUACAGCCUGGAAUACAAAAGGAAAAAAGGGAGUCAGCGUCCACCAAGCACUACCCUCAGAGCCGGUCCUUAGGUACACAACUUCAUAUAAAGAAGCAGGACGAGAUGCUAUAGAAGAGCCGGCACAAAAAAGUAAAACUAAGGAGGAAGAUGUGAUCACGAGCAAAGGUAAGGAAACACAGAGAAACAGCGAGAAAAGACAGGGCAGGAAGGAAAAAAAGUUAGAAACUAACAAGCUCACGACGCAAGUAGCGCCGAAACAUCCGGCAGCGGGACUGCCCUUUGCAGGCAAGCCGGCAGGAAAAGAAGGACACCACAACACGACCACCUGUGGACAGAAUAGACAGGAUACCCCAUGCAUAAUAGACGGACAACUGCAGUCGGAUCCUUGGAACAGUAAGAACGGAGAUGAAUGUCUAGGAAGUCUGCUGGCACAGUGGGUACAGAAGAAAGGACUGGACAACCAAGCCAUAGAAUACGAUAGAACAAUAUGGGAGAAGAUGACGAAAUUAUACACGAAUGUGGCUGCGCGGGGAGGGACGGGUAAAUCUGAAAUAAUGGAAAAUGCAUGGAUUGAAAUGGGGAGAAAAGGAGGGCAAAUAAAACAAGGGGAAGAGCAAAUAUAUAAACUACUGAUAAGGAUAUUAUUAUAUAUGGAAGGAAUAUCCGAAGAUGGAAGUUUAGAGAUGGAGCAAAUGACUGACGAUUAUGAAAUGGAAUCAUUGAUGAAAUGUGUAAUGGGGAAUGUAUGGAUAAACGGAAUAAAGGAAAUGGGCUGUUGGACGCAGAGUGCUGUGAAUCAUGCCAUAAAUGCCGCUGAAGCGCAUGUCAUUACAGUGAAAGGAGAAAAAAGCCGAAUUAAGGAUUGUUUAAAAUGGCAAUUCGGGGAUACAUGCGUAGGUACCUAUCCAGUGACACCAAGAUUUAUGCAAUGGAUGUUAAAGAGUAAUAGCGUGUUAGGAAAAAUGUACGGGGCAGGAAUGGCCGCAAAAUGUAACGGCAAAAGUAUAGCAGACAGAAUAGAAGAAUUUUAUAAAGAGGCGGGAACGAAAGUGUCAUGUAAUAGUGGUGGUCAGCGUGUAGAAAUGAUAGAGCCAUCGACCGAUGGGAAACCGGGAAAGAUGGCAAGAGGUAGAAAUACCAAAAAAUGCGAAAGUAAAUAUUGGAAAAAACAGGAGGAUAACUGGAGGGAGAAAGUGACAAUUUUAAUUGAGGAAACAAACAAGAAACAAGAAGAGGGAUCAAGGAAAGGAAGUCACCCUGCACCUGACGAAUCUGAUGAAUCCGACCACCAGGUCGAUAGCAUCCCAAGAAAAAGGGCCAAUGAAGAUCACAGUAUCCAAGGCGGUGACAACCUUACGGAGAAAACAGAACACAAAGGUAACGGAGACAAGAACGACCAAGAAACAGAAGUGGAAAGUGUAGACGGAGUCCACACUCAGGAUAAGAAUAAAAUCAAGGCAAACGCGGAGCGUACAGAAGAGAAGCCUGUAGCGGGCACCAUCCCACAAGAAGAAACAACAGUAGCCUGCACCCCCCGGCCACUAGCGGAAUCGCAAGCAUCAGGAGCAGAGACAACACAGGAAACGACGGAAAAAGUAGCAGCAGGGGGUGAACCAAACGUAGAAAAGAACGCACAGGGGAAGGGCAUUUCCGUAAUAUCAUCCCCCGAUGACGACAGCCCCGCAGCGGAUCCAUCAAAUGGAGUGACUGAGUCCAGCUCGUCCACCAAGAACACAGAGGACCCUGAGGACUCGAGCAGAGUACAAACAGGCCAAGCCACUGAGCGCACUGACCCCAACAACGGUGCGCGCGGCUCCCAGGGUGCUCGUAGCGACGGAGGAAACGAUGAAACACCUCCUCUCAAUCCACCCAAACCAAAACCAGAAACCACGAACCCAGAUCAAUCGGGUAGUAGUGGCAGUUUCAGUCAUGCUGAUUUGGCGGAUGGAGUGUCUGGUGGGGAAGGAAAAGGAGGUGAGGGUGAUGAAAAGGAUGCUGGCGGCGGCGGCAGGUGUUGCAGUCGGUGUAUCUGA
This is a messenger RNA of Plasmodium fragile, 2637 nucleotides long. RefSeq lists its product as uncharacterized. Lineage: Eukaryota; Apicomplexa; Aconoidasida; Haemosporida; Plasmodiidae. Bases 1 to 2637 code for a protein of 878 amino acids. The transcript is spliced from 5 exons. The record is from RefSeq and is a predicted model, not a curated record.